AUGGUUGUCAAAUCACUUGCUCACAAAAAAAUUGUACAUAAGAGAACAAAGAGAUUUAUUAGAUUCGAAUCAGAGGAUUAUCCACAUAAAUUAAGACCAAGUUGGAGAAGACCAAGAGGUAUUGAUAACAGAGUCAGAAGAAGAUUUAGAGGCAACAGACCUAUGCCAAAAUCAGGAUAUAGAGGCGAUAAAAAAACAAGAUAUUUAGACUAAGCUGGUUUCAGAAAAUUAUUAAUCACAAAUGAAAAAGAUCUUGAAUUAUUGCUUACUAACAACAGAGUAUUUGCAGGUGAAUUAGCUCAUAAUCUAUCUGCAAGAAAAAGAGCAACUCUUGUCAGAAGAGCAGCUGAACUUAAUGUAAGAUUAACAAAUGGAAAAGGUAAAGUAAGAGCAGAAGAAAAGAAAGAAUGAUUUCAUUUGUUCAAUAUUAGACACACACACAUAAAUUAUAUAUAUAAGAAGUAUAA
Messenger RNA from Paramecium tetraurelia, 467 nucleotides. RefSeq lists its product as uncharacterized. Gene Ontology annotation, biological process: translation. The transcript has 2 exons. Gene Ontology annotation, cellular component: cytosolic large ribosomal subunit; ribosome. Lineage: Eukaryota; Ciliophora; Oligohymenophorea; Peniculida; Parameciidae. The record is from RefSeq and is a predicted model, not a curated record. Gene Ontology annotation, molecular function: structural constituent of ribosome.